UCGGUGACACCGAAAAAAUCAAGGUAUAUUUAAGAUGGGAGCUUUUUAUUUUUAGUUUUUGUGUGUGUGUGUGUGUGUGUGUGUAACGUUUGUCUGACGAUGUAACUUAGAGUGAAAUUGACGCAAAAUACGAAUCCGUCAUUCAGGCGCUUAAGGCAGAACAUCAAAAUGCUAUCGAAGCAUUGUCCAAUGAACACCAAGAAAGUCAAAACAAGCUUCUUGCUAAAAUGAAUCUACAAUCAGAAGCACUUCGAUCAGAAUUAGAGGUACAAAAGAAAAGAAUACAUGAUCAUGUGUAUUUCGUCAUUUGUGCUCUAACAAACCUAAACCUAAUAGGUCGAGUUCGCGGAAAGUUAUGAAUCACAAAUAAACCAACUGGUAAUGGAGCACAACAAGACAAAGAAUGACUUAGAAGCAGAAUUAAAGGAGGCGUUGGCAUUGAUUGAUUUGACCAAGUCACAUUCUGAACAAGAAAAACUUACGCUUGAGCAACAAUACCGGGACAAAUUAUCAAAUUUGGAAGCAGAACACCAAACACAGGUAGAAAACUUUGCAAAAAACAAUGACGAUGUUACAGAAAAAAUGCAAAAAGAAAUCGAGGCUGUUCAAAUGACAUGGCAAGAAGAACAACAAAAGUUGAUUGCCAAGAUUCAUGCUGAACACGAAGCUUCUACUCGAGCCAUCCAAUCCGAGCAUACCAACGCUUUGAUCGCUAUAGAAACCAAGUUGACAGCUGCUUUGAAAGAACUCGAGCAGACUAAAGCAGAAAAGGAACAAUACCUUACUGAAAUGAAAUCCGUGCGUGAGCAAAGUCAAACAGACAAGUCAAAAGAGGAUCAUAUGACCGAGAAAUACAAUCAGCUACAAAAGGAAAUUGAAACUUAUAAAGCUGAUGCUGAAGAAUUACGUACCCUCAAGAUUGCCUAUGAAAAAAUGAUCGAAGUCAAAGACAGAGAGAUUAAGGAAGUUGAAGAAAGAGUUGAGGAAUUGAUGAAUUCUUCUACUUUUCAAUUAAAGAAUGAUGAAAACCGGGUCAAAUCAAUUGUAUCUCAGCAUCAGAAAGAAAUUAAAGUUUUACAAACUCAGUCCCAACAAUUACUUGAUCUAAAGGAUAAAGAGUUAGAAGGUUUCUCUUAUCGACUCAAGACAAUCACUACUUCCCAACAAAAAGAUAUGGAGAAGUUAAAUCAAGAUUAUCGUCAAAAGAUUGCUGAUUUGAAUGCAGAGUGCCAAAAGAAAGAGGAAAACCUCAAAUCCAAAGCACUUGAAAUGAGAUGGAUGGCUGCUGAAUUUGAAAGUUCUGAGGCUAAAUUAAAGGACCAGGGCAUAAAACUCCAGAAUUUGGAAAAUGACAAUAAUCAACUCCGACAAACUGUCCAGCAAUACAAGGAAGAAAAUGAACAAAUGUUAAGACUUAUUCACCAACUUCAAAGUGAAAUGCAUCAUAUUCAUUAGAAUUGCCCUUAGCAACAGUGAAAGUAAAAUAUCGAGUACGCACGUGUCUAAAAUCUAUUAAUAAUCCAAUCAAAAUUAUCAAUUUAACAGUAUAAAAAAAAAUCUGCUGUAACAUUUAUUUUUUCUUUUUUAUCUUUUUUAUUUUCUGUCUUUCUAUUUUCCUCCUUUCUUUCUUCCCCCU
Molecule: messenger RNA, 1636 nt
Organism: Gilbertella persicaria
Lineage: Eukaryota; Fungi; Mucoromycota; Mucoromycetes; Mucorales; Choanephoraceae
Exons: 5
Coding region: 382-1455 (357 amino acids)
Source: RefSeq, a predicted model, not a curated record